AUGGCCGUGUCUAUUUCCCAAGUAGCAUUUGAACAUCACCGCACCGCCCUAGGUAUCGCGGAGACGAAACCCCGAAUAUCGUGGCGCUUCGGAGGUGAUGCCCCCAACUGGCAACAAUCCUCCUACGACAUCCAGGUAAACCGUCAUGGACACGCCCUGGCCAAAUCAUACACCACUUCGCAAUCUGCCUAUGUUCCCUGGCCAGACGAGCCUCUCAAGUCAGCUGAAGCAGCGAAAGUGAGAGUUCGUGCUCACGGCAAAGCAGGACAGUCCUCAACACCAUGGUCCGACUGGGUGGCCGUUGAGACGGGGCUUUUAAGCUCGCAAGACUGGGCUGGCGCGGGUCCAAUUGCUGCUGAUCGUCCUUCAGAGGUAGAUGGUCCCAAGAGGCCGAUAUACUUUCGAAAGUCGUUUCCUGUGGAUAAGGACGUACAAACUGCGAGGCUGUAUAUCACUGCGCUGGGGUUAUAUGAAGCAGAGAUAAAUGGGCGUCGGGUUGGGGAUGCGGUAAUGGCACCGGGGUGGCAAUCGUAUAACUUUCGUCAUGUCUAUGAUACGUAUGACGUUACGGAUCUGUUGAAGAAGGGAGAUAACGCUAUUGGGGUGUUGGUUGGUGAGGGUUGGUAUGCCGGCCGUUAUGCAUUUGAGAAUAAUCGCAAUAUCUGGGGUGAUACGAUUGGUCUUCAGUCACUGCUUCGAGUCACGCUGAAGAAUGGGACGGUGCUCACAGUGCCGUCUGAUGUGUCGUGGAAAGCAAAUACCGGACCCGUUGUGUCUUCCGAGAUAUAUGACGGAGAAACAUACGACUCUCGAAUGGAAGCCGACAUGAAGGGCUGGUCUAGUUCCUCCUUCAAGGACGACAAGUGGCUUGCGGUUAAGAAACUACCCCCCGUGAAAGGGCAGUUAGUUCCCCCUGAUGGCCCUCCCGUCCGCAAGUUGGAAGAGCGUAAGCCAGAGAGAAUCUUUACAUCCGCCUCGGGAAAGACGGUGCUUGACAUGGGCCAAAACAUGGUGGGCUGGCUACGUCUCAAGGUCCACGGCCCAAGUGGAACAAACAUUACGCUUCACCACGCCGAGGUAAUGGACAAUGGAGAACUAGCACUGCGGCCAUUGCGAUCUGCCAAAGCAACGGAUACUUUGAUCCUCAACGGGGACAAGAAUCAGACGUGGGAGCCGCACUUUACGUUUCACGGAUUCCGAUUCGCGCAGGUAGAUGGCUGGCCGGCAGACACACCACUUACACGGGAUUCCAUCAAGGGCAUCGUCGUCCACAGCGACAUCGAGCAAACGGGCUGGUUCCAGUCCUCGCACGAGCUGCUCAACAAGUUCCACGCCAAUGUGCAGUGGUCCAUGAAGGGCAACUUCCUGAGUAUUUCAACCGACUGCCCGCAGCGAGACGAGCGGCUGGGCUGGACGGGCGACGCACACGCCUUUGGACCAACAGCCAACUUCUUAUACAACACGGCUGGCUUCUGGAGGGGAUGGCACAAGGACAUGUGGUCUGAGAUGCAGAGACAGGGACUGAUGCGGGUGCCGUUUUUCGUUCCAACGAUUCCGCCGGACCAUAUCGACACGCCGGCCGCGUUCUGGGGAGACGUUGCCGUAGGCGGACCUUGGAAUCUAUUCCAGUUCUACGGCGACAAGGACAUGCUCAAGGAGCAGUAUCCGCAGUCCAAGGCAUGGAUUGACAAGGGCGUCCCCCGCAAGGAAGACAGGUUAUGGGAUCGCAGCGGUCCUCAAUUCGGCGACUGGUUAGAUCCGAAAGCACCGCCAGAGAAUGCCGGCGCAGCUACAACACACGCAUAUCUCGUGGCGGAUGCGUAUCUCGUACGGAUGACGGAGCUGCUAGCCAACAUGUCUUCUAUUCUAGGCGACAAGACAUCCGCAGACGAAUACACCAAGCAGCACGCCGCCCUGCGGACCAACUUCCAAAAGUCAUGGAUGGUGAACGGCGCCAUGGCGAACCGCACACAGACGGCUUACGCGCUCGCCCUCGACUUCGGCUUAUACACCGACGACAAGCAAAAGGCGACGGCUGCAGCCACGCUCCGAGACAUAGUCGCAAAGAACGACUACCUCGUCGGAUCGGGCUUCGCCGGCACGCCUGCGCUCGCACCGGCGCUCCAGUCCAUAGGCGCAGUCGACGACUUCUACUCGAUGCUGCUGCAGACAAAGGUCCCGUCGUGGCUGUACCAGGUGGUCAUGAAUGGCACCACGACGUGGGAGCGCUGGGAUAGCCUGCUCGCCGACGGACACGUCAACCCCGGAUCGAUGACUAGCUUCAACCACUAUGCUUUCGGGGCCGUGGCAGACUGGGUACAUCGCACGAUAGGCGGUCUUGCGCCAGGUGAAGCUGGCUGGAGGACUGUUGCGGUUGCGCCCAUUCCAGGAGGGGGCAUCACGCAUGCUGAUACCAAGUUUGUGAGUUCGUAUGGCGAGGUGAGAGCGCAGUGGGAUAUUGACGGGGGGAGGUUCAAGCUGCGGGUUUGGAUUCCGCCGAAUUCGAGGGCCGUGGUGACGAUGCCUAGGAGUGAGAAGGUGAGGAGUGUGGGAUCGGGAUAUCAGGAGUUUGAGGAGGUGUGGACGUAG
Messenger RNA from Pochonia chlamydosporia 170, 2589 nucleotides. RefSeq lists its product as hypothetical. The record is from RefSeq and is a predicted model, not a curated record. The transcript has a single exon. Gene Ontology annotation, biological process: carbohydrate metabolic process. Lineage: Eukaryota; Fungi; Ascomycota; Sordariomycetes; Hypocreales; Clavicipitaceae. The coding region runs from base 1 to 2589 and encodes 862 amino acids.